GACAUCCUUGGAUCAUCUUGGAAAGGAGGCAAGGAUGACGAUGAUGGAUCACCAGUACCCUUCUUGGAUCUUCAUCAAUGAGAGGACAUUCAUAACCAGGGAACAACUUAAUUCUUUACUGGAGGCUUAUAAUGUUUUCUAUGAAGACCAGAAAAAUCUGCAUAUUUUGUAUGGACAGACUGAAGAUGGACAGCUAAUUGUUGAAGGGUUGCUGGACAUUUUCUGGGGAGUCAAACGACCCAUACAGCUAAAAAUACAAGAUGAGAAGCAGAUCUCUUCAUUUGAUCUGUUGAAGUCACCAGAAACCUUUUCCAGCAAAGGGGGGAUGACUCGCUGGGGAGAAUUUGAUGACCUUUAUCGUAUCAGUGAGCUGGACAGGGGCCAAGCUCUAGUGUCAGAAGGAAAGUAUUCUCCAAAAGACUAUUUAUCUUAUCACAGCACUCUGAAGCCCUAUGCAGAGGAAGAGCCCGAAUCCCCACUGCUCUACAGGACCAUGAGUGAAGCGGCCUUGGUGAGAAAGAGGGCAAAGGCUCCAAUGAUGUAUAGGAGAGACGGGCAGGAUCAUAGAGCCUCUAUCAACGGACACUUCUAUAACCAUGAGACGUCCAUUUUCACCCCAACCUUCGGAUCAGAAACGAAGGUCAGAACAAAUAGUAACAUGAGGACAGAAGAAGUAAUAAAGCAGCUUCUCCAAAAAUUCAAGAUUGAGAAUAGCCCUCGGGAUUUUGCUCUUUACAUUAUUUUUGGAACCGGAGAGCAGAGAAAGUUAAAGAAGACUGACGUCCCACUGCUGCAGAGGCUCUUGCAAGGACCAUCCAAAAGCAAUGCUCGGAUCUUCCUCAUGGAUAAGGACACAGAAGAAAUUAGCAGUGAUGUGGCUCAGUACAUUAAUUUUCACUUUUCCUUCUUGGACUCCAUUCUUCAAAGAUUAGAUGAAGAAGAGAAAAUGGAGACCGAAAGAGUAAUGGCCAAAUUCAAUGCAGAAAGGGCCUUUAUCCUGAAGUGUCUUCAGAGUAAGCAGACAGUGAAAACAGAGACCACCGUCUAG
This is a messenger RNA of Acomys russatus (golden spiny mouse), 1048 nucleotides long. It is a transcript of the gene Rassf6, whose product is annotated as Ras association domain family member 6. The coding region runs from base 35 to 1048 and encodes 337 amino acids. NCBI's taxonomy places the organism in Eukaryota, Metazoa, Chordata, Mammalia, Rodentia, Muridae. Gene Ontology annotation, biological process: signal transduction. The record is from RefSeq and is a predicted model, not a curated record. The transcript has 10 exons.